AUGAAGAAACCGGCAAACAACAUCGAUAUCAUCCGAUUCUGUGUUCUGCCAAUCUGUGGCCUACAAUUUUUCGACGUUUCUCCUGGAAAUCAUCAAAAAACGUUCAGCAAUCGGCUUGUUCGACGAUAUCAUCCCGCCGAAACACUUUUGACGUUCGAAAGUGUUAGCAACGAGGAUAUCAAUGCGUCGAUGCACCAUUGGCACCGAGCAGACAGUCCGAGAAUUGUCCAGUACCGGUUUUUGAGUAGUAAUCGGACUCGGCGACCUGUUCGAUGGGAUCCGGAGAAACGGGCGAGACGAUUCAGGUACGGUGAACUUAAAAAUGAGCGCGUCUCCAAAUACCGCAACUUUCUCGACUUUUCCGUCUGUCAGGAUCCGUUCCCGAUGAGUCCAUUGCGAGAAUCAAGGACGCCGAGUGGUUCUAUGGUUCGUUAAAAACGAUAAAUCCCAGUGUCUUCCCAGAAGUGAGCUGACACUCAUAGCCAGUCGUUCAGUCCCUUCUCUCACCAUGGACCCGUUGGAUAUUGUCGAAAAACUGGCCCAAGUGCCUGUGAAUCUCAUCGCCCAGUACCUGGAUCCCAUUGAUUUGUAAGUUGUUUUGCAAACAAUCAUAAUAAUCAUUACAUUUUCAUUCUUUCAGUUUCCUCAUCGGAUUCGAUCAAAAAAGGUCCAAAGCGUUCCGCAAGUUGGCUCGCAAUCAGCUCUUCGGCGCGUCGAUCGAUAUCGAUUGGAAUCUCACGACGAGAAGAGAAAUCAACGUGGCAUACUAUGAUUGUGAUGGAAAUGAGCGCAUGCAGAACCGCUUGUACUUUGGCGAGUCGGAUGAGGAUCUCGAGCGGAACAAACUCAAUUUUUCGAGUGCGACACCUGAAGAAGCGGCUCGGAAGCUUCAAAAAUCGAUGAAAAUCAUCGGAAAGUUCACGGCGACUAUCGAUUUUCGGUCCGUCGACAUCGGCAACAGUGAAGACGUUCAAUACUUUGACGCGUUCCUCAAACGCCGCACGAUCAAGACGCUCCGACUCGGAUCCCCGUACCGUACCCCUCAAAAAUGGUGUGGCAAACUGUUGACGGCUUUUGUGGACGGUAAAACGGUGACGAAUUGGAUGCGCUUCGAGCUGAGAUCCGAUCGACAUUUCGAUUUCGGCAAGUUGACGUCUCCGUGGCUUGUGCACUUUUCGACGGGCGGAUGGAUGAGCCCACAACAGCUGAUUCGUCUGCGUUGUCGACAAGUCGAAGUGAAAAUGGAGCAUUUCAAUUUCUCGCCGCAAAUUUUGAACAAAUUCCUAAAGGCCUGGAAGGAAUCGAACGUUCGCAACGAGUUGGAGUAUUGUCUGUUCACAAUUGAUGGCCGACACGAGUCGGACACUUUGGACGUGCUCGAACACGUCGAUUGGCUGCCGUGGAACGCGACGAGACGAGAUCGAAAGUUGCCGGUUCAGAACAACGAGUUCGGCUCGCCGUACGACUACGAUUUCAUCGAUUUCUCGGAGGCGUACGACAUUACGCGCGGCGACGGAACCAUCGGAUCCGUGAAAAUCGCCGCCGACGUCGUCGAAUUUGUCGUCUGGACACAUCCGUUCCCAUCUCGAUCGGCAAUUGAGACGCUCAACGCGCGCAAGGCCCAAAUCGACCGAGUACUGGACGCUCUGAGCCCACAAAUCAGGGCCCGAGUGAUGGAAAUCUCCGAGGAGUACGGUGGCGUCGAGGAGUUCCAGAAGCGAGCGCCCGAGGAAUUCGAAGCGAUCGGACCGGAGGGAUUGAAGGCGUUGAAGGAUGUGCUCGAUAAACUGACGAUUGAAGACAGCCUGAGGAAUUUCAACGCAUAA
Messenger RNA from Caenorhabditis sp. 36 PRJEB53466, 1826 nucleotides. NCBI's taxonomy places the organism in Eukaryota, Metazoa, Nematoda, Chromadorea, Rhabditida, Rhabditidae. The record is from the annotation of a GenBank genome assembly.